Gossypium arboreum is the source of this 2388-nucleotide messenger RNA. RefSeq names its product cytochrome P450 87A3-like. The record is from RefSeq and is a predicted model, not a curated record. Gene Ontology annotation, biological process: sterol metabolic process. The transcript is spliced from 6 exons. NCBI's taxonomy places the organism in Eukaryota, Viridiplantae, Streptophyta, Magnoliopsida, Malvales, Malvaceae. Gene Ontology annotation, molecular function: oxidoreductase activity, acting on paired donors, with incorporation or reduction of molecular oxygen; heme binding; monooxygenase activity. The coding region runs from base 182 to 1060 and encodes 292 amino acids.
CGUUAACAAAAGAAAUCAAAUUCUACUUUUCAAACUCCAUAUCCACUUAAUUGUUGGUGCAAUGAUAAUGGAAAUAUGGUAUGUUUGGGUUUUCAUAAUAUCUUUUUUGAGUGUAAGUGUAGGCAACUGGAUUUAUAGGUGGAGGAACCCUAAAUGAAAGAGCAAACUCCCUCCUGGUUCCAUGGGAUUCCCUCUUAUAGGAGAGACCCUUAGCUUCUUUGUCACUUCCAACUCCAUUGACAUGCAUCCUUUCGUUAAUGAAAGAUUGAAAAGAUACGGUCCGUUGUUCAAGACAAACAUAGCGGGUCGACCGGUGGCGGUGUCAUCAGAUCCCGAAUUCAACUACUUCGUGUUGCAACAAGAGGGGAAACUCAUCGAACUCUAUUACGUGGAUUCCUUUUCACAGACGGUACACAACGAUAACCUGAGAAAUCUAGGUGGCUACUUCCAGAGGUAUCUACGGCGCUCCAUUCUCCGUCAUUUCGGACAUGAGCCACUCAAACGUAAGCUGUUGUCUGAGUUUGAGGAUGUAAUAAACCAUGAAUUACAUAAGUGGACCAAUCUGCCAGAGGUCGAUGUAAAACGCCAAACUGUUCCCAUGUUAUUUGAUUUAACCUCACAGAUCCUGAUGAGUCAUAAACCAGAAAAAAAUUUAGGUGAAGAUUUAAACAACAUGUUGCAAUCAAUUAUGACAUUUCCUUUAUAUAUCCCUGGGACCGCUUUCUACAAAUGUAUACAGAAGAAAAGAAAAGCAAUAAAGCUGACGACUUGGGUUUUAGAAGAGAGGAUGAAGGGGUACUCUUACGAUAAUUCAGCAGAAGGUUGCAAUAAAAAGGGAGAUUUUUUGGAUGAAAUAGUAGGAAACAUUGGGAAAGAAGCAUUUUUGACGAAGGAAUUCGUGCCUUUCCUUCUGUUUGGGCUACUCCUUGCUACUGUCGAGACGAUUUCACCCACUACCACUUUGGCCACCAUGUAUCUACUGGACAACCCAUCGGCUUUGCAACAAUUAACAGUUCGUUCCUUCCUUUACAUGAUUUUAACUUAUUAUUAUUGCUUUUAAUUAAAUUAAUAUAUACUUAAGCAUUUAUAUUUCUUUUUGCUAGGUGAAUAUUUUAGAUAAUUGGAGGGUUUAUUUAUAUAAUUUUUAAUAAUAUAAUCUGAGUUUUGGGGUUAUGUUAUAUAUUCGGAAUUUAUAUGAGUGUACAUGAAUAAAUGCAAUUUUUGUAGGUCUUAACUAUAAAAUUAGCCCCAAUCAAUAUCGUUUUCUUCACUUAGUUAUUUAGAAAGUUUUUUUUUUAAAUGGUAUCUUCAAUUUCAUCUUAAUUUAUUUGUGCAACAUUUAGUAAGAACAUAUUAUGUGUGUAACGUAUGCUGUGUGUCACGUACUAAUUGAUUGAGAUUGUAUGUUGGGAUAAAAUGAAGAAAAAUUUCUUUGAAAAAAUUUGGAUAUUAAUAUUUUAGUUUUUAAGAAAUGAACCAGGAGGAGCAUGAGGAAAUUCUAAAGAACAGAGAAGGUGCCAAUUCUGGACUUGUAUGGGAGGAAUACAAAUCCAUGACGUUCACUCGUUACGUGAUUAAUGAAACACUUAGGUUAGAAAAUCUUCUUCCAGGGAUGCUGAGGAAAGUUAUAGCUGACAUUCACGUCGAUGAUAGAUAACAAUAUGUAUACAUAUAUAUAUUAUUACCAAUUUAUUUGAAUAUAUUAUAAACAAGUGUGAUUCAUCCUUUAAAUAAUAAAAUUAAAAAUAUAAAUAUUGCAGGAUAUACAAUACCAAAAGGUUGGAUCCUAUUGGUUAUGCCCACAGCUCUUCAUCUGAACCCUAAUAUAUAUGAAGAUCCUCUUACCUUCAACCCUUCAAGGUGGAAGGUAUAAUUAUACUCUUUCCCAUGGAUUAAAUCUUAAAUAAAACUUUGGGAGCAAUGAAUUAUAAUUUGUCAAUUAUUAUGGUAUUUUUAAAAAUAAUAAAAUGAAUAAAGAACAUUGGGAGCAAUGGAAUGGCAAAGAACUUCAUACCAUAUGGAGGAGGGGAUAGGCCGUGUGCUGGUGCAGAGUUCAGCAAGGUUCUAAUGGCUGUCUUUUUACAUGUCUGGGUCACCAAAUUCAGGUUCACAAAAAUCAAGGGAGGGACAUAGUUCGUGCACCCAUUCUGGGAUUUCCAGAUGAUUUCUACGUUAAUGUUUCAGAAAAACAUUGUUAAAUAUAUAUAUAUAUAUAUAUAUAUAUUAAAAUGCUAUACAUAUGUGAGUUCAAUGCCAAUGUUUUGAUUUUAUUCAUAACAUUAAGCUAAAUUAUAUAUUAAUAAAUAUUUGUAAUAAUUUCAGUUUACAAGUGACCAUAUGUAUGUUCGGACAUGUACUUAUGAUUGUACAUAUAUUUAUAGAUAUAAA